Messenger RNA from Zingiber officinale, 1019 nucleotides. Its product is annotated as protein RGF1 INDUCIBLE TRANSCRIPTION FACTOR 1-like. The record is from RefSeq and is a predicted model, not a curated record. Gene Ontology annotation, molecular function: zinc ion binding. The transcript is spliced from 4 exons. Bases 193 to 942 code for a protein of 249 amino acids. Lineage: Eukaryota; Viridiplantae; Streptophyta; Magnoliopsida; Zingiberales; Zingiberaceae.
AGCAAAUUAAUAACCUUCCAAUUCAAAUCCACCUCCCAUUCUAUCUGUCGUUAUAAAACAAUUGGCAAUCUUCUCAAUUAUUAUUAUUAUUAUUAUUCUUAUUAUCAUUAUCAUUUAAAAAAAAAAUCUAUCGAAUUAGAAGUAUUUACGAGUCGUUGGUCACAUACCAGUUUCUACCGCAGUGAAAGCGACAUGGUUGGUUGUGCAUUCCAAUUAGAGAACAAGAGCAUCAUCAGAGCAGAUGAAGAAGUGGAGCAGGAGGAGGGAGAGGAGGAGGGGGAGGAGGAGUCGUCCGAAAUCGAACUCGGCAAGAGGAUCGAGAAAUUGCGGUGGGUGGAGCUGCUUCUGGUCGGCGAGUUCUUCGGGUCGUGCGAGCAGCACAAAGAGGACAGGAAGAGCGAGGAGAACAUCUUCUGCGUGGACUGCGGCAGCCGGAUGUGCCCGCACUGCCUCGCCGGCAGACACAGUGACCACCGCCUCCUCCAGAUCCGCCGCUACGUCUACCAGGACGUCGUUCGCGUCCACGACAUGGCAAAUCUGCUGGAUUGCUCCAAAGUCCAGCCUUACGUUGUGAACAGUGCCAAAGUUGUGCUGCUAAAGCCGCGGAGGCAAUCCAAGCCAUUGAAAACGAACACCAGUGGCCCCGCAUGCAAAAUCUGCCGUCGGUCCAUCUCCGAUUCCCACUGCUACUGCUCCAUCACUUGCUUGGUUUCCGACGUGGACAGCCCUGUACUGACGGUCAAGGAGCCCACCGUCUGCUGCCAAUCCGAGCCGCUGCUUGCAGAUCGGCCGGCCAGUAGUGAGGAGCAGCCGUCCCCAUCUCCCGCUGCGUCGCCUCCGCCGUUCGAUGAAGGCCAGGAGGACGCUGGCCGUUCGAUUCCAGAACCCUCGGUUCGCAAAGUUCACAGGAGGAAAGGAUUCCCUCGCAGAGCUCCCUUUUGAAAUCGAAGAAUGGUGGAAUAUUUCUUGUAUUUAUUUUCCCUACUAAAUAAAACAAUGAACAAUCGUAUAUUCGUAUA